CGGCGCUGCCCGGUCCCGUGACCGCGCGCCCCGCCCGGAGCCGCCGCCGUCAUGCAGUCCCCGGCGGUGCUCGUCACCUCCAGGCAAGUCCAGAAUGUCCACACAGGCCUCGAUCUGACCGUGCCCCAGCAUCAGGAGGUGCGGGGCAAGAUGAUGUCUGGCCACGUGGAGUACCAGAUCCUGGUGGUGACCCGGCUGGCUGCAUUCAAGUCAGCCAAGCACAGGCCAGAGGACGUCGUCCAGUUCUUGGUCUCCAAAAAGUACAGCGAGAUUGAGGAGUUUUACCAGAAACUGAGCAGUCGCUAUGCAACAGCCGGCCUCCCUGCGCUCCCCAGGAAGGUCCUGUUUGUGGGGGAAUCUGACAUCCGGGAAAGGAGAGCCGUGUUCAAUGAGAUUCUGCGCUGUGUCUCCAAGGAUGCCGAGUUGGCAGGCAGCCCAGAGCUGCUAGAAUUCUUAGGCACCAGAUCCUCAGGUGCUGCAGGUCUCACCAGCAGAGACGCCUCUGUUCUGGAGGGCACAGACAGCCAGGAAGGGGACGAGGAGGAGGCUUUUGACUUCUUUGGGCAGCAGGACCGAAUGAGGGGUGAGGGUCCUCCCGUCCUGGACCUGAAGGGUGAGGAUGCAGAGAAGUCCGUGGAAGAGGAGGAGGAGGAGUUGGAUCCCCUGGGCAUCAUGCGCUCCAAAAAGCCCAAGAAAUGCCCCGAAGUGGCAGUCAAACCCAAGCCUUCCCCCCGGCGCUCCAUCUUCAAUGAGGAGCUGGAUCCUGAUGAGGGGCUCUUUGGCCUAGGCAGGAAGCUCUCCCCACAGGGCCCCUUGGAGGACGUGACCCCCACAGAUUCCCUGAAGCUGUUUGACGAUCCUGACCUCGGUGGGGCUGUCCCCCUGGGCGACCCCUUACUGCUGCCAGCUGCUUGUGAGAGUGCAGGGCCCACGUCCAGCCUGGGCUGCCAGGAUGCCUCUGAGGAGCUGUUCAGAGUUGAAGAGGACUUGGACCAGAUUCUGAACCUGGGAGCUGAGCCCAAACCCAAGCCCCAGCUUAAGCCUAAGCCACCAGUGGCAGCUAAGCCAGCACUACCCAGAAAACCAGCUGUUCCCCCCAAAGUGGGCUCGUCUGAAGCUGUGGUCGGGCAGCGGAAGCAGCAGCAGCAGAUCCAAGCCAUGGACGAGAUGGACAUCUUGCAGUACAUCCGGGACCACGACACACCUGUCCAGUCCACCCCCAGCCUCUUCUGACCAUCCCCCCCACGCUGGCCUCUGGCCCAGCUGACCCUCCCACGUGGGCGUGCCUGCCGGGCUAUGACCUCCAUCCCCAUGGGACCCAGUACUGCACUGUGGGUUCGGAGUUGAACACCCUUUUCUCCUGGGCUGUGGGGUCAGAGUGGAACCCCUGCAGGGUCAGAGAGCAAGGUAGCCAUAGGAAUUGGAGCCCAGGUUGUCUCAGUCCACGUGGAUGCAGAGGGGAGAGUGUGUGGGGAGGCCUCACUAACCAUAAGACAUGCAGGGGCCCCAGGGAGGUGUCACAUGGCGCAGGGAGACCUCAUGACCAUGGACUCUGCAGCCCCAGCACAGGAGGGAAAACCAGCUGGCAUGGGCCUGGGGUCUCUGCUGGCAUGGCUGCCGGGAGCCUGCAGGCUCUGGGUGGGCCUCCCAGGAAGGGGACAAUGACCAGGAAACCCUGGCUGUCUGGGGUGUUCUGACAUGAGUCUCCUCUAGUUACCAGCACCAAAGGGAAAAGCCAGGCUCAGCCCUGCCUCUUGGGUAUGGAGGUCCCACUGCCAGGCCCCAAGGCCUCCUCCCUUUUCCUUUCCAGGACAGGCCUGGCCAGCCCAUGGCCUCCUUGGGCCUCUGGGCAGAGCCAACAUCCACCCUUGCAGCUCUCAGCGAGCAAGUCACAGCAUGUCCCAGAGCUCUGCCCAGGCCUGGAGCUUGGGACAGGCUUCCAGCCGGUGCUGCCUCCUAUUCCCAAUGGGGCACAAGGCUCUCAGGCUUCUGCCCUGAAGCCUUCCCUGUCCUCAGGGUCUGGACUUCCUCAGUGGCCUUCACUGGAGGAGCCGCCUUCCCAGGGAGAAAGAACUGUGCGCAGGGCAGGGCCAGUGCCUUAGACUUCUCCCAGACCCCCGGGCACCCGAGACUGGGCACCACGUGGUGCUCGGGAAAUUCUCAGUGAAUGAAUGACGUCUAAUGAGCAAAACAUCAGUAUGUCUGUCUUGGAUGUAUUCUUCAUGUUCACAGCUAGUUUUUAAUGAAACACAGUAGUUUUUAAUGAAAUGCAAACACUGCUGUUCCUUGGCUCUGUCCUGCCUGGCAGAGGCACUGGAAGGGGGACUAGGCACACCCCCUCCCCACCCCCCACCAUUCCUGAUAGGGGCCAAGAGCCAGUCCUGAGGGAGCCCCUGGUGGACAUAUGCCAGUCAUCUGCUGUGAUCAUUCUCUAGUGUCCCAGCUCCUGUCCUGGGCCAGGGCCCGCUGGGUUGGGGGCACCAGGUCUCAUCUAUCCUUCAUCUCACUGUGUACGUCAUCAGCUGCCAAUUCCUCAAUAGGUCACCCACCCUCCCUGGCACCUGUGCAGAGUGAGAGGAAAUAGGUGGUCUGGGGCAGAGAGCUGAACUCCUUCCCUGCCUUCCCCAAGCCUGAGGGCUCCCUCCCUCCCCAGGGCUCUGAGUGGCUCUAGGACAGUUCAGCCCCAGCCCCUGCUUCCCUUUUUCAUGUCCUCCACCAUCACUUCCCAGCACCUUGCAGAGGAAGGCCUCGAUGGGAGUGGGGAGGCGAGGGGGCCGGGUCUUCCUCAGAGGCCACCCAGCUCCUGCUGGCCCCAGCUCUCCCUCUGGCUCUUUCCCCUCCCCACCCUCCCCUCUGUGCCCUGGAUGCCAGCUCCCUGCCCCUCCCCCACCUGCUUUGGAUGAUGUGUGACCUAGGAGCAGAGGGUGCGGCAGGGCAGCCAUGGUGGCUGGCCUCUGGCUGGGGUGACUGUCGGACCCUGGACUCCACUCUGGUGUGGAUUGAGCCACAGUGUUCCAGCCUCUUCAGUGUCUUGCAGCUCUCUGGACACCCCUGCAGAGAUUUGUGCUUCCCCAGAUACUGACGCUCCAAUUGUGGCUUGUUUUCUACUACAGGUCUGUGACCUACUGGCCCAUCAGUGACACCCACUCAUCCAAUAAAGUCUGUC
Molecule: messenger RNA, 3166 nt
Organism: Cynocephalus volans (Philippine flying lemur)
Lineage: Eukaryota; Metazoa; Chordata; Mammalia; Dermoptera; Cynocephalidae
Gene: HS1BP3
Product: HCLS1 binding protein 3
Exons: 7
Coding region: 52-1233 (393 amino acids)
Molecular function (GO): phosphatidylinositol binding
Source: RefSeq, a predicted model, not a curated record